Messenger RNA from Pocillopora meandrina, 4471 nucleotides. The record is from the annotation of a GenBank genome assembly. NCBI's taxonomy places the organism in Eukaryota, Metazoa, Cnidaria, Anthozoa, Scleractinia, Pocilloporidae.
AUAGGCGCGCGACUUCGCAUACAACAGGUCUACAGCUUCUGUCCUCAGACAGUUGGAUACGUUGAGCGGCAUGGAAGCUAAGUUUUUCUCGGCGGUGAUGAUUUUGAUUACUCUCUUGUUCGCUGAUGGCGAUGAAGGUAAGUGAGUCUUUCCUUCUAGGAUAAAAAAAAUCUGGUCUUAGACUAAAUUGUAAUGCUUUUCUUAGCUCUAUUUUCGGGCAGCCAUGCCUAAUGGGCAAAGUUUCAAGCGAUGUAACUUUGAACAGAAACAAAAUACAACAAAUGCUGAUAAAUGAGCUUGAUCUAUAGGAUUAAUUCCGCGACUCUUGACCCAUUUAAGGUGAUGAUCCACCAAUUCUCAUCACGAUUGCCUGAAGCGCGAUGAUGAAACGUUAGCUCCAGCUUUUCAACGAGCGUUUUAAUUUUUUUUUUCUUUUUUUUUUCAUAACGUUAUCUUUCCUUUUCUUUUUGCGUUUGCGCCAUUUGUUCCUCUAUAGCUCGCCAUUGUUGUUUCGUUGGCACUCUAGAAGAUUUGAACUGUGAUCGUGUGCGAACUAAAUACUAAUAAAAUAUGUAACUCUCAUACACUGUUAUGAUACCAGAAAGGCUUGAUCAUUUGCCGUUCAAUCUUCGACAAAAUCGGGAGCGACCUCAGUUUAGCGACCUACACAAAUCAGUACCUUUAUCUUUCAUUUUUCUUCAAUUAUCUAUUUAUUUAUCAUUGAAUUCACCGCUGCACUGUAGUUUCCGUUUGAGCUGUAUGUAUGUCGCAGAUUUUUGUUGAUAUAAAUCUUCUAUUCGUUUCGUAAUUUUUUAAACUGAGAAUUAAGAAAGGCCAAAUACGGCCUGAAAUACGUGUUCUCAUCGUUUAAACUAACACUACGGCCGUCAGCAACCGCGGUGAGCGGCAACAAAUGCAACAAAUCACGUGCGGUAAUGUCAAAUGUUGUUUCAGGUUACUUCAUCAAUGUUCAUUUAUCGGCUCCCUUGCAAAGAUUGUUGCCGAUAAAGCUCGACAAAUUGAUAAUUAUUUUUCUAGAUAAGAGAAGUUUCCGUCCCUCUGUAGGGGUGAACUUAUCUUACCGGUUUCCACCACUUCAAACCAUCAGACCGCGUUGUUCCCGAUCGUCAGUGUAACAAUAUGUGAUCAUUGUUUACCUUCUCGAUAUUAUUUAAAUAUCCUCACUCUCAUCGUUUGUUUCGCGAUACUGACUCACGGGAAAUUGUUGCUUGCAAAUUUUCAACGGCGAUACACGGCUUUUCCCCACCAAGUGACUGAUGGAGCUUCCGUAAACUUGUCGCUAAAUGUCUGCAGACAGAUGCUAUAAGUACCUUUUGUUCUCUUCGUUAUUCCGGCAUGUUGUUGACCGGCUUUUGUAGGCAUCCAGGCUCCGGGAGGUCGUUUUUCUUUCUCCUUAUUGAUGUUAAUGGACUAAGUCAGGAGAUCAUUGUUGAAAGGUUCUUCGACUCGUUUUACGGUAUAUCAUUGGAGGCCAUAUCGAUCUCGAGAUGAACAAUUGAUUACUUUGGUGUCACUCAUAGUCCUUGCAAUCUGGUCAGCUACCAGCAGUUCUAUUAAGUACAAGUCAGUGCUCCCUUUUCGUUUCUAACUCUGAUAAAUUUACUAUUCAAUGAGAAAGUGAUAAUUCAAAUCGCAGGAAAACGGAUGAUAAAACAAAGGCAUUUAAGGGCCAGUUUUUCCAAAAAUUUUGCUGUUUUGCUUCUACAUCUUUUUAGGUGUACUAAUCGAAAUCCUGUUAUUUUGGGAAGCGGAAUCAAAAGGAGUGCGUCGUGCAAGUUUGGUCUGGAAGUAUACACAUCAAUUUUCAUUCAAACGAGUUCGCGUGCGUUUUAGUUCAGACCAUAGUUAGUAGAGGGGACUCCCUCCAUUAACUAUGUUCAGACCAAGUAACUGUCGCUCCACUCAAUAACUUAUUACUGUGUAUCGUAAGACAAACGUCAGACAUUCACCUACUCCAGCUAAACAAUGUUCUUCAAAAUGAGAGUGGUUUCGUUUUGUUUUACUGGCCAUCAUUUUUUAGGUUCAUCAGUUACUGCAAGAGCUCCAACCUCUCGGAAGACAGCUAACGGUGAAAUCGCUCAUUUUACCUGCACCUUAAAAUACAAUCUUUCUUCUGCCGAAAUCACGUGGCAGAAACAAGGGCACAAUCUGAGAGAUGGUAGCUCUGGUGUAGUGAUAAUAUCCUGGAACAACGGCACCAUCUUGGAAAGUCAUCUUCUUGUUGCAGUGACGGAUGAUGACGAAAGGAGAGGUACUUACACAUGUGUUGGGACAGAUGAAGAUGGACAAUCACGAAGAUCAUUUGUGAUACAAGGUGAGCUUUCAUUUAAGCAAUACUUGAUCAGAGACAUUUUCAAUUGAGUGUCGAAAAUAAUCCACGACUUCUUUUGCUUUGCUUUACGUCGAACCAUUACGGUUCAGGCACUUCAGGCAGUUUCCAACCCACAUAUAAGUCGCACUUUCUACAUUGUGUUACACUGGUAAACAAAACAGUUUUCAUUUGGUGUCGAAAGUAAUCCGCGAUCAUUGCCUUGGCUCUCCUUUGUCCCGAAAAGUCGCGCCCUCCUUUCAACCAAUCAAAUGCAAAACAAACCCGACUUAGUCGCUCGCGUCCUCCCGCGCUUCAAGCGAUUUGUUUGUUUUCCCUUUGAAUGUCAUUGGCUAAUGAUAAUAUAAACCUUUGUUCUGACUGGUCGUUGGGAUUACUUUGGUCAAAAGUCGUAAUCUGAUAACUACAUUUUCCGGUGCUUGUGAACUUUCUUGGGUAAUUUUGGUAACGUAAACGAAUCUUUCAUGAGACAAAAUAAAUUCGUAUGUUCAUUAUUACUUAUGCAAUAAUAGCCAAUAUCAUUUCGAUAUAUUUUCAGGCCAAGCAGCAAAGAAGCUGAGUGACGUUGAUUACACUGCCAUUGGCGUGGCGAUUGGAAUCUUUCUGUGUCUUUCUACGGUGAUUCUUGUUUACUUGGUCCGGGGCCGAAAGCGUCUUCAAGAAGGAAAGUUAAGAACAAUGACAACAAUAUCUCAAUCAGUAACUGGGCAUGUAAGUCGCCUUUAGAUUCGUCUAUUUAUUUUACUUACGCUUUCCUGGGCGUACCUAAAACAUCAUGCUCAUUGAGAAAGCAAAUUAUUUUGCAGUAUACCUGCCUCGAAUUCUGUCAAGAAACAGAUUUUCUCAGAUCUAGCCAUUGUUAAGAGUAUUAGGUUAUCAAGCUUUCGAAAGAGGCACCUGCCGAGAAAAUGAGUCAUACGCGUAAGAGAAAUAAGAAUUGGUGAUUUUGUGAGAGUGGCUUUGGCGUACUUGUGUGGGUCUCUCAUGUCACUUGCAUGCGCCAGUUUAUCGAGAGCCUACAAUGUAUUAUAACAUUUACAGAUACUACAUACUAAGCUGUCAAAUUCUAUGCGUGCGCCUGUUUAAUACGAUGGUUUCUUCGAGCUGAAGGCGAUUUCCAUGUAUGGGACGAAUAGAAAUACGAUAUUCAUAUCAAAUUAAAAAUCAGUUAUACUUAUGACUACGACACGAUAUCUGUUUAUUCGCACUCAGAAUGUUGUGACAAAUUCUCUUUUUGUUUUCCUUUUUAUAUAUAUGUAGGACAAUGCUGCUGUCGAAGAAGGAGUGAACACAAGUGCUGGAAUCACCCUUAAUACUCUAACUGAUCAGAGCCCUUCUAAUAAGGACUCUAAGCUGUAAAGCUUGCGUCUUAGAAAGUCGCCCGUCACCACCGUCCUCCUCGGCUUGCGUAUUCCUGCCUGCUUCCUUACAGCUGAUAGCAGACUAUUUAAGCUUUUUUUGUAAGACGCAUGGUGAAUAGUUCCACUUUAGGACCUCUUCAGCCUGACAAAUACCCUGGUAUGCAAUGGUGGAGGGGUUUAUAUCCGAGCUGAUAAAAACUUUGAAAUUAUUUUAUGGAGAAGAGCAGGUUAGAGUACUGAGGCCCAGUCUUUUUAUCCUCUCAUCACUUGAACAAAAAAUCGAGUGGAACCUGUGUAUUGUGGUUUUAUUUACAGUCCGAGAUGUUCUUCUCCUCGAAUUUCAAUUUCAAAAUUUUCUCAAAAUGCACGCGGGAUGUGGGAUUGGCUACAGGAGUCUAUAAGGAAUAACGCUUGAUGCUGUUCAUCAUGGAAUGAGCAGAUAGCCUUACGAAUUAAAGAGACGCGCCCUUAUCACGAAAAACCAUGCAUUGUAUAAGGAAAAGAUUUAUAAAAAGGUUCAACUUUUUCUUCUUGCUCUUCCCUUGUGCAGUUUGAUAGCUUGUAAUGAAGUAUGACAAAAAGACAACAACAAUAACGACACGCUUUGUUUACAUGGCUAUAACAGGAUAUUAAAGUGUUUCAGAACAAUUAGAAUUUAACUAUUGUCAAAGGAAAGGAAAAAGAAAUUUUAAGGGAAUUAUUUUUAUUAUUAAAUAUUUUUGCUGCAAUUAGUUGGCCUCUUAUUUCAAAGUAAGGUGAG